This is a messenger RNA of Cloeon dipterum, 966 nucleotides long. Its product is annotated as protein argonaute-2-like. Bases 1 to 966 code for a protein of 321 amino acids. NCBI's taxonomy places the organism in Eukaryota, Metazoa, Arthropoda, Insecta, Ephemeroptera, Baetidae. Gene Ontology annotation, molecular function: RNA endonuclease activity; miRNA binding; single-stranded RNA binding. The transcript is spliced from 7 exons. Gene Ontology annotation, biological process: regulatory ncRNA-mediated post-transcriptional gene silencing. The record is from RefSeq and is a predicted model, not a curated record.
AUGCUCAAGAUCAACGCCAAAUUGGGUGGCACAAACUUCGGGUUUGAUGUCCUUCUAAGAGAUUCGUAUAUCAAGCCACGCACCAUGAUUAUGGGCGCUGACGUCACUCACCCUGGUGCGGGAUCGACCAAUGUUCCCUCCUUCGCAGCCGUGACAGCGAGCUACGACGAAGAUUUCUUCAGGUACCACAUGAAUUGGCGCGUGCAGCCACCAAGAGAGGAAAUAAUCGCUGACUUGAAGGAGAUGACUAAGGAGCACCUCCUGUACUACUACAAUCAUAGCGAAAAAGAGAAACCUAACCAGAAAAGACCGCAAUACAUCGUCUUCUACAGGGACGGCGUCAGCGACACCCAGUUCGCCGAGGUGAAACGGAAAGAGUUGGCAGCCAUCCAAGAAGCGUGCAAAGAAGUUGCUAAACAGUAUAAGUGGGAAGAAGAUUUCAAACCUAUAAUUACUUUCUUGGUUGUCCAGAAGAGGAACCACGCCAGGUUUUUCCCCGUCUGCCCAAACAAUAAAACACCGGCGGGAGUUGAUCCCAAGCAGGGAAACGUAAAGUCUGGCUUUGUUGUGGACACCAUCAUAACGCACCCCUGGCAAAUUGAUUUCUUCCUUGUCAGCCAAAAUGCGGGGAAGGGCACGGCUUGUCCAGCCAGAUAUAGAUUGCUCUUUGAUGGUGGAAUAAAAAUUAAUGAGCUUGAAAUCAAGAGAAUGACCUUUUACCUGUGCUUCCUCUACGCCAGAUGCAAUCAGAGCGUGUCCUACCCUGCCCCCACCUACUACGCCCACUUGGCUGCCGCCAGGGUCAAGCUCUACUGCAACAACAAGUUCGAUGAUAUCGACACUUCUGCUGGACGAGACAAAGAAGAGAUAUAUCGGGAUUGGAAAGCAGCAACUGAUAGAGUCAAUGAUGAAACUGUUAAGAAUAUGAAGACUUUCAUCGACAAUAACCCCAUGUACUAUGUCUAG